AGUCUGCGAAUUAAAACAAACGUGACCUUGCUUAAACAUCCCAUAAAAUGAAUUCCUGUACCCUUAAAAUUAUUUCCCUCUUCAUAAUCGCAGUUUCAGCUGCACCGAAUGUCUUUCUUGAAGAUGAAGCAUCCCCAAUUUUAAACAUUACCACUUGUGGCGGGUAUUUUGAGGCAUCCUCGGCUACGAUAAAUUUUCAAGUGGGGGGAUCCAUCCGAGCCGACAUGCGAUGCGUUUGGGUGAUUCAACCUUCCAACGUAUAUAAUCAAUUCACCCUGACUUCAUCAGGACUAGGAGGAAACGACGGGAUCUAUGUAGCCACUUAUCUCUACGGGAAUAUAUCAAGCCAACGAAAAAUAUCUGUGGUUGGCCAGAAUUACACCAUUGUUGGACGUCUCCUAAUUAUCACUCUUAGCGUGGGCCAUGCCCCAACUAUGGGAUUUUCCUUGUCAUUUUCCUCUUCAGGGGAAUCCGGCAGGCAAGUCUUGACUGGUUAUGCCGGACUGACGACAGCAUCCGGAAAUUAUUCGUACCCUGAAAACGGGGAAAGAUACGGUAACAAUGAAGACGCCUUGUUCCUCAUUGCCCCCACCGUUCCGGCACAACCCACGCUCCGAUUUACUUACGUGGACAUUGAGUUCGGCUCAGGAUGUCUGUACGACCAGCUCGCUGUCUUUACUUGGUUCGACAAUGAAUACAAGCAGACGGCAAGAUUUUGUGGGGACACUAUUCCUACCAGUGUCACCCUUGUUGGAGGUGCUGGUCUUGUCACAUUCAGUUCUGAUCGCUACAAUGCCUAUAGUGGAUUCAAGUUUGAAUGGCGAUCGCAGUCUCAGCUGCAUCAAACGUAUCAAACGCGAAAUGAAGAAGACCCCUCGCCAAUUUUAGCCAUCACCACAUGCGGCGGCCUAAUCGAAUCCUCCUCUGCUAUCAUAAAUUUUCAACUCAAGGGGUCCAUUCGUGCUGAUAUGAGAUGUAUUUGGGUGGUACAAGCCCCCUACGAAAAUCAACGAUUCACCUUGAUUUCAUCAGGACUGGGUGAAAACGACGGAAUUUACAUAUCCACUCACCGCCAUUAUGUUAUUACAGAACAGCAGAAAAUAUCGGUUGUUGGUCAGAAUUACACAAUUUCUGCGCCUCUCGUCAUUAUAACAUUCAGCGCCGGUCAUUCCCCCACGAAGGGAUUUUCCUUGUCGUUUUCCUCAUCCGGACUCCCCGUCCAGAAAUUCCUAACCGGUUAUGCCGACCUAACGACAAAAUCUGGAAACUAUUCAUACCCUGUGAAGGGGAACAGCUACGCAAACAAUGAAAACGCCAUGUUCUUCGUCGCUCCGGCGGUUCCGGGAUGUCCCACGCUCCGAUUUACUUUCGUCGACGUUGAGCCCCAUUCAUAUUGCGGGUUCGACUAUGUCAGAAUAUUUACUUGGCUUGGCAACCAGUACAAGCAGGCGGCAACAUUUUGUGGGGACAGGAUUCCUCCGAAUAUCACCUUUAUUGAAGGCGCUGGUCUCGUCAUGUUUCAUUCGAGUGACCGCUUGGUGAAGAGUGGGUUCAAGUUUGAAUGGGUUUAA
This is a messenger RNA of Folsomia candida, 1571 nucleotides long. RefSeq names its product cubilin. The record is from RefSeq and is a predicted model, not a curated record. The transcript has 10 exons. Bases 48 to 1571 code for a protein of 507 amino acids. Lineage: Eukaryota; Metazoa; Arthropoda; Collembola; Entomobryomorpha; Isotomidae.